Messenger RNA from Fomitopsis serialis, 663 nucleotides. RefSeq names its product lectin. The transcript has a single exon. NCBI's taxonomy places the organism in Eukaryota, Fungi, Basidiomycota, Agaricomycetes, Polyporales, Fomitopsidaceae. Bases 128 to 544 code for a protein of 138 amino acids. The record is from RefSeq and is a predicted model, not a curated record.
GGUUCGUCAAGUUAUACCAGCCCUUGUUCGCUUCAUGGCUACACACCGUAGCUGAAUCGACCAACGCAGCAGGUGGGCACUAGCCUCGAAGGUCGAGCUGUCCACCUGGGUACUGACCGUACCCACGAUGACCUACACCGUCCACGGCGUGCGCAUCAUCAACACGAACCCAAAGGACUUCUUCGUCGUCGAGGAAGCCGUGUUAUGCGGCGGAUACUGGACGUACGCCAACGACGCCCGCACGCUGAUCAUGAACGGGAGCGGCACCUCGGGCGCGCUGCGCCUGCGGGGCGAGGACGGCGAGGAGUUCCUCGUCCCCCUCGGGGCCCACAACUACAAGCGCUGGUGCGACAGCGUCACGGACCUCACUCCGGACGACUCGGCGGUUAGGAUUCAGCCCGAGUAUUAUGGCGGCGCGCGGGGCGGGAUGCUCUGGAAGCAGCUCGCCGAAAUCUCGAAGAAGAGCUCGAAGGGCACCCAGAUCGACGUGAAGUACACGUCCGAAAAGGACACGGUGUUCAAGGUCCACAUCACGAUAGCCUGAGUUGGCACAGGGACAGCGUUUGGGAGAGCUUGUUGUUGUUGUUGUUGUGAUCUGUUGGUGUAUUGUGGAACGAUUGUACGAUAUCUGGUCGACGGUGUCAGUGAAUAACGUGGGUCACA